Molecule: messenger RNA, 762 nt
Organism: Owenia fusiformis
Lineage: Eukaryota; Metazoa; Annelida; Polychaeta; Sabellida; Oweniidae
Source: the annotation of a GenBank genome assembly
CAUUUUAUUGUGGAUUAUACAGAAGAAGGUUUUGAAAGGAUUGGAUAUUCCAGGCCCAAAAGGAGUGCCCAUUUUUGGUAAUGCGUUUGAACUUGGUUCACAAACUCCAUAUGUCCAGUUGCACAGAUGGAGUAAGAAAUAUGGCGGUGUUUUUAAAAUUCAAAUAUUCAAUGAAGAAAUAGUAGUGUUGAAUGAAAAUGAUGUCGUAAGAGAAGCCCUAUUAUCAGAGGAUUUUGCAGGACGACCAUAUUUAUGGAGGAUCAACUUUUUAACUCCUGGAGGUGACAAAAGCAUCACAUUCCGAGAUUUAUCACAAGGUUGGAAAAAAGUUCGAAAAAUUGCCCAUCGAGGUUUAAAGCAAUUUGGAGAUGGCAUGGACAGAAUUACUAUUCUGUCAUCUGAUGAGAUCCAAGACUGCAUUAUGAGAUUCAAAAGUAAUGGUGAGACUCCAUUUGACCCCAGAGAAGCUGUGGAAAAAUGUAUAGCAAAUAUCAUGUCUACUUUGCUGGUGGGCGAACGCAUUGGCGAAAACUCAGAAGACUUCUCUUCAGUACAUUUUAUGGUAAAGACUGGUAAAAGAAUUGCACCAGCAGGACCAGGCGCUGAGCUUGACAUGUUUCCUUGGCUAAGAUUCUUUGGAAACGAGUCCUUCAAAAUGUUAAAGGAAUAUAAUGUGAAGAAAAAUAAAUUGUUUUCAUCUUGGUUGAAAAAAGCUAAGAACAGGUUGAGCUUACACAGUGAGGAGUCUUUGGGUGUAUGUGA